AUGGCUUUAAGAGGCUGCAGUGGAAGUGAACUGUAUGCUUCUGAGGAUGGUGUAGGUGACCUAACCUGCCCAGAAGCAACUCUGCCAGACCUUCCUCACCUGCUUCAGGACUCCGUGUCUCUGACAGAUUGUAAUGACAUGACUUGUGAUCCUCAGGAAGAACAAACAGAGUAUCAUAGUGUUGUUUGUGGAGGUAUACUUGAAAGUCAUUCUUGUGGGACUAAGGAAAGGGUUUGUCCAAAUCUGCUCGUCUGUGACAGUUUAGAACAUGGAGAGGUGAAAGACAUACUGCUGAUCGAGGGCAUGCUGCCACCCCAGAUCACUACAAGUGAAGAAGUGUCUGGAAAGAAUGACAGACACAUUCCCAGCGUCUCAGUGAAGCGCAGCAAUCCUUUACUGCCACCAAGAGAAAGGGCCCCUGCUGUAGCCACAGAAGUUUGUGAAUGUGUAGGGGACUCCUAUUUCUCCGGUUGUGAAGAAUCUACUGUCAGCACAGGUGGUGCUAGCUGCACUGACUUCACUGCAAAGGGUGCUGAAGCCCAGUUUCCAGUCUCUGCAAUUCUCAUUAGCAAGAAUCCUUUUUUUGGGUUAAAAGUUGCAGAUAAAUCCUUGCAUGGAAAUACCAGCUGUCCAAACUUGGAGUUGGAGCAUCGUGAAACCUUGAAAAGCGUUGCCCGUGUCUCUACCAUUACCCAAACUGUUGAUGUGAGUUCUGAUUUUAGAACUUGCUUUACAACAAGCAGAAGUACAAGUACUCAGGUUUGUCUUUCGUCCAGGGCUAUUAAUACAGAGAUAACAAUGAUGAACAAAUCUCGUCCUGCGGGAUGGCGCUGCGAAACCUGUGCAGACGUUGUUUGCAAUGCAGACUGGUUGUUUGGAGCUGGUAGCGUAGAGGAAAUUUGGUCACAGCUUCCUGAAACUUUGGAAAAACACUUGGAUGGCAAUACUGCAACAGCUGACAGAAGUUUGCAAAUUCAGAAACAGUGGAAAUCAAGAAAUGAGCUGUGUAGCAGUGAUUUAAAGAUGGGCACUGACAGGCCGGUACACCUUAACAAACAAGAUGUGAAGAAUUCUGCAUCAAGCUGCUGUCAAAAAAUACUGCAGAGAGCGAUUGAAGCAGAAUUGCAGAUUCUAAACACUCAUUAUCAUAUGUGCAGUCAGCACUGCUUGAAGAUUUACCUACUGGCUUUGGAGGAAAGCACAUGUUCUAUCAGCUAUUUUCACAGAUGUAGUGGAAAUACCGAAUUGGGUUUAUCUCUCAAGGUGGUUUUGGAAGACCUAAGAAAGAAUUACAACAGUAUGAGAAUGAAAAUAAAAAUGGGUGUACCUUUAAAUGCACUUCCACCACUAUCAGUUGAGACAAAGCUGUUUCCGAUGUCUUCUUAUGUCCCAUGCAAGGACAAUCUACAGACCAUAUGUUUAACUGAAGGCGGCCAGCCAAGUGACUGUAUUUCCUCUGAGACAUUUGAAGAACAACGUGAAGAUCAGGGUGUGGAAUGUGGCUGUGUGAAAAAGGAAGAAGGGAAUGACUAUUGGUUUGAUGCUAAAGAGGACUUGACAGGAGCAGAUUUUUCGGUAAUAUCUGAAGAAACAAAAAAACAAGAAGAAAAAAAAGACAUGGUUGAUUUAAUAGAAGUGAAGGUAAUGGAGAGUGGAAAUGAGUGUUCUUUUAUUCGUGUUGGUGGCCUAAGUUCUUCAGUGUCCGAGGAUGAUUUACGAUCCCAUUUCCAGAAGUAUCAGAUUGCUGACAUUCUUACCUAUGCGGAUUCUGGUAACUACAGAUGUACAUUUCUGUGCGUUAAAGACACUAAUAAAGCAAAGGCAGCUGUAGAGGAAAUUAAUCAGCAAAAAAUAAAAGGGAAAAUAGUGAGUGUGGAACUUGUAAAUAAUGCAUCAGAGGACAAAUCUUUGGUUUCCCAAAUACUUACAAGUAAGCUUUGGCAUGAAGUCCAGCCUGUUAAUAACAAUCAAAGAAAUGACCAAGAUAAAACACCUGCUUCAGCCUCCAAUUCUGUGAAAGCACCUGACGCCACCUCUGUUUCUGAGAAAGAACAUCUCCUUCCUGUAACUUCUUUGGAAAUCUCUUGCUCUACACAAGUCCCUUUGGAAACUAAGUGCCCUGGUCUGAAGUCAUCUGCUGAAGAUUUUUCACUUCAAGCUAAUCAAAAGGUGAAGAAUUGUCACUAG
This is a messenger RNA of Pterocles gutturalis (yellow-throated sandgrouse), 2187 nucleotides long. It is a transcript of the gene RBM44, whose product is annotated as RNA binding motif protein 44. Bases 1 to 2187 code for a protein of 728 amino acids. The transcript is spliced from 9 exons. The record is from RefSeq and is a predicted model, not a curated record. NCBI's taxonomy places the organism in Eukaryota, Metazoa, Chordata, Aves, Pterocliformes, Pteroclidae. Gene Ontology annotation, molecular function: RNA binding.